AUGCCUGUUGAUUCUGAUGUUUAUUUAGGAUUUGGUGAAGAAAUUCAUCCAUCUCAUGCAUAUAGAUUAAAAAGUCAUUUUUUUCCACUUGGAAAAAUUGGUGGAAAACCAUCAUGGUUAAAUCCAAGAAAUUUACCAACCUCAGAAGAGUUAAGUUGUAAGGUAUGCAAAAAACAGAUGGCAUUUUUACUUCAAAUAUAUUGUACCAAUGCUGAUGAUCCAGAACAUGCUUUUCAUAGAAGUUUUUUUAUAUUUUUAUGUAAAAACAAGGAUUGUUGUAAUGAAAAUGAUCCCUCAAAUAUUAGAGUUUUUAGAUGUCAAUUACCACAAGUAAAUGAUUUUUAUCCUACUGAAAGAAUGUUUGAUCCAGAUAUGGAUAGUGAUGUAGAAGAUCCAAUGUUUGAUAGUACUUCAUAUCCUCAUUUAUGUGAAAUUUGUGGUUGUCGUGCUACAAAAAAAUGUUCUAAAUGUGGUAAUAGAUGGUAUUGUUGUAGAGAACAUCAAAUUGUUGAUUGGAAAUCUAAUCAUGCCAAUUAUUGUGGAACAAAUGAUGAAUUAAAUCAAAAUAAACAAGUUAAUGGAUAUGCUAAUAAUAUUGUUAAUAAUAUUCCUAUAAAUGAGUGUGUAUUUAAGGAAUAUGAAAUGGAAAUUGAUAUUGAAUAUUUAAAAGGUUCUGUAUUAGAGGAAAUUGAAGAAAUUGAAAAUGUUGGAAAUGAUGGAGAAGAAGAGGAUGAAGCUCUUCUUUUAAAACAAAUAAAAGAAAUGAAAGUUUUAUCACAAAAAAUAAAAGAUAUUAAUUCAGAUGAGGUGGAUGAUAUUGAGGAAGAUAAUGAAGAUAUAUCUUUUAAAAUUUUUAAUAAGGUUAUUUCAUUAAAUCCAGAUCAAAUAUUAAGAUAUAAAAGAAAAGGAAAUCCUCUUAUUGCAACAGAUUUGUCACCAUUUCCAAAAGAAAUUCCUAAAUGUAAUAAUUGUGGAGCUGAUAGAACAUUUGAAUUUCAAUUAAUGCCAUACUUGUUAGAUCUUAUUGAUGUAACAUACAUUGGAAAAUCUAUAGACUGGGCAUCUGUCUAUAUUUAUAGUUGUUCACAAAGUUGUGAAAUUAAAAAUCAAGGAUAUAUGGAAGAAUUUUUGUGUAAACAAGACUUUGUGCUUAGUGAUGAAGAUAAAAAAUUAUUAUAG
Strongyloides ratti is the source of this 1179-nucleotide messenger RNA. Its product is annotated as Programmed cell death protein 2. The record is from RefSeq and is a predicted model, not a curated record. The transcript has a single exon. Gene Ontology annotation, cellular component: nucleus; cytoplasm. Lineage: Eukaryota; Metazoa; Nematoda; Chromadorea; Rhabditida; Strongyloididae. The coding region runs from base 1 to 1179 and encodes 392 amino acids.